AAGCGGAGUCACACUCUUCCAAGUGAGCAAAUGGAGACCUUGACCCACUUUGGCAUUGCCUUCUUCUCUCCAAGACUCUCCGCCCCUAGAAAACCCCAACGCCUCAAGCCCACUCUCUUCUCCGCCAGCAAAUGGGCCGACCGUCUCCUCUCCGACUUCCAAUUCCUCGGCGACUCCUCCUCCUCCGACCACCACCACUCCUCCACCGCCACUCUCGCUCCUCCUCCUCCGCUCGCUCCUCCUCCCCCGGAGCGCUACGUCUCCGUCCCCCUCGACUUCUACCAGCUCCUCGGCACCCAGUCCCAUUUCCUCGCCGACGGCAUUCGCAGAGCCUACGAGGCUAGGGCUUCCAAGCGGCCUCAGUACGGCUUCUCCCAAGACGCUCUUGUCAGCCGGAGACAGAUUCUCCAGGCCGCCUGCGAAACCCUAGCCGAUCCUUCCUCCAGACGAGAGUACAAUCGCUCCCUCGCUGAUGACGAAGACGGAACUAUUCUCACCGACGUUCCCUGGGAUAAGGUACCUGGAGCGCUGUGUGUGCUGCAAGAAGCUGGAAAGACGGAGCUGGUGCUUCGGAUUGGGGAGAGCUUGCUGCGAGAGAGGCUGCCGAAAUCGUUCAAGCAGGAUGUGGUUUUGGUGAUGGCUCUUGCUUAUGUUGACAUGUCGAGGGACGCAAUGGCAUUGUCCCCGCCGGAUUUUAUUCAGGGAUGUGAGGUGCUCGAGAGGGCUUUGAAGCUCUUGCAGGAGGAAGGUGCAAGUAGCCUUGCACCUGAUCUUCAAGCACAAAUUGACGAGACGCUAGAAGAGAUCACCCCACGUUGCAUUUUGGAGCUACUAGGUUUGCCACUUGACGAAGAGUACCAAUCAAAGAGGGAAGAGGGCCUGCGUGGUGUCCGCAACAUAUUGUGGUCUGUUGGAGGAGGCGGAGCAGUUGCCCUUGCCGGGGGAUUCACGCGUGACAGUUUCCUGAACGAGGUCUUCUUACGUAUGACUGCUGCUGAGCAGGUGGAGUUAUACGUAUCAACACCAAAAAACAUCCCGGCCGAGAGUUAUGAAGUUUAUGGAGUGGCGCUUGCACUUGUUGCUCAAGCCUUUGUUGGUAAAAAACCUAAUCACAUUCAGGAUGCUGAUAACCUGUUCUGGGAACUUCAGCAGAAUAAGGUAUCAGCUAUAGGCCACUCUGUUAAUACCUAUAUAACCAUUGAAAAUAGUGAGAUAGACUUUGCUUUGGAGAGGGGACUCUGUUCACUUCUUCUUGGGGAUCUUGAUGAGUGUCGCUCAUGGUUGGGCCUAGACAGUGAUGACUCACCAUAUAGAAAUCCAUCUGUAGUCGAUUUUGUGUUGGAGAACGCUAAGGAUGACGAUGACAAUGAUCUUCCCGGACUUUGCAAGCUAUUGGAGACAUGGUUAAUGGAGGUGGUAUUCCCCAGAUUUAAAGACACCAAAGAUAUUGAGUUCAGCCUUGGUGAUUAUUAUGAUGAUCCUACAGUCUUGAGAUACUUAGAAAGGCUGGACGGAACUAAUGGCUCCCCCUUAGCUGCAGCAGCAGCGAUAGUAAGGAUUGGUGCUGAAGCUACUGCAGUUCUUGAUAGUGUCAAGACCAGUGCAAUUCAGGCCCUGCGGAAGGUGUUUCCUCUGGGUCAAAGAUAUAAGAAUAUGACACCUCAAGAAGAUCAUGAGAUGAAUUAUUCUCUUCUUCCUGAAGACAGUGGAGACCCUGUGGAAGAAUCCUAUGAAGAUGAUUCUAUCCGUGUCGCUGAGGUUUCCGGAAGAGAUGGUUCUGUUGAUACACUUAAAGAAGAAUCAAUUACUGAGCAAAUCAAAGAUGCAAGUCUGAAGAUUAUGUGUGCUGGUGUGGUAAUUGGACUGAUGACUUUUGCUGGAUUGAAGUAUUUACCUGGCAGGAGUAGCUCUUCCAGUAUACGCAAAGAACUUGCUUCAGUGACUACAUCUGAGGUCACAAGUUCAGAUGUUAAGUCUGCAGUGGAAUUACCCAAAAUGGACGCACAAAUUGCUGAAGGUCUAGUUCGGAAAUGGCAGAACAUAAAAUCUCAGGCUUUUGGACCUGGGCAUUCCGUGGAUAAAUUGUCAGAGGUCUUGGAUGGUGAGAUGUUGAAGAUCUGGACAGAUCGUGCAAAUGAAAUUGCACAGCUUAAUUGGUCCUAUGAUUACACCCUUUUGAACUUGAGUAUUGACAGUGUGACAGUGUCGCUAGAUGGGCAGCGUGCUGUGGUGGAAGCAACUCUUGAAGAACUAGCCCAAUUAACUGAUGUGCUCCAUCCAGAGCAUGAUGCCUCGAAUAGCAGAACAUACACUACAAGAUAUGAGAUGUCUUGUUCAAGCUCAGGAUGGAAAAUCACUGAAGGAGCUGUCCUCCAAUCAUGAACAAUGAUGUAAGAUUUAAUAAUGCUUUAAUGUAAAUGGUCUCCUCUUGUCUUUGAACAUGUUUAUAUAUAUAUAUAAGGUGUAAUUUGUCAAAACUUUGAGAUGUUAUCAUUAGCAUGAAUAUAUAUAAAUAAAUAAGGUGUAAUAAAUAAAUAUAUAUAUAUCUAAUUAUAUAUUC
Molecule: messenger RNA, 2560 nt
Organism: Fragaria vesca subsp. vesca
Lineage: Eukaryota; Viridiplantae; Streptophyta; Magnoliopsida; Rosales; Rosaceae
Product: protein ACCUMULATION AND REPLICATION OF CHLOROPLASTS 6, chloroplastic-like
Exons: 6
Coding region: 31-2382 (783 amino acids)
Biological process (GO): chloroplast fission
Cellular component (GO): chloroplast inner membrane
Source: RefSeq, a predicted model, not a curated record